AGCCUGGGAGGGAGUCGGAGCUCGAGCCCCCGCCCCAGACCAGCCCCAGCCGGAUCCCCGGCCCGAGCCGGAGGCCGGUGCAGCCUGGGUUCCAGCGGCCGCGCGGUGCCCUGCAUCUGCGGCCGGCCCGAGCCGGGGCGGCGCGGCAGGUACCCCAGCAGCCAUCCACGUCCCCACCUACGCUCUCUGCUGCCUUGUCUGGCUUCCCUUGCUGGGGUCACCGCCACCAUGUUCUCAUGUGUGAAGCCCUACGAGGACCAGAACUACUCGGCCUUGAAACGAGCCUGUCUGCGCAAGAAGGUGCUCUUCGAGGACCCCAACUUCCCGGCCACUGACGACUCACUGUACUAUAAGGGCACCUCGGGGCCCACUGUCAGGUGGAGGCGGCCCAAGGACAUAUGUGAGGACCCCCGCCUUUUCGUGGAUGGCAUCAGCUCCCAUGACCUACACCAGGGCCAAGUGGGCAACUGCUGGUUUGUGGCGGCCUGCUCAUCAAUUGCCUCCCGGGAAUCCCUUUGGCAGAAGGUCAUCCCAGACUGGAAGGAGCAGGAGUGGGACCCCGAGAAACCCAGUGCCUACGCGGGCAUCUUCCACUUUCACUUCUGGCGCUUUGGGGAGUGGGUGGACGUGGUCAUCGAUGACCGACUGCCCACAGUCAACAACCAGCUCAUCUACUGCCACUCCAACUCCCGCAGAGAGUUCUGGUGUGCCCUGGUGGAGAAGGCCUACGCCAAGCUGGCAGGCUGUUACCAGGCCCUGGACGGAGGCAACACGGCAGAUGCGCUGGUGGACUUCACAGGUGGCGUUUCCGAGCCCGUCGACCUGACUGAGGGCGGCUUCGCCAAUGAUGAGGCCAGGAGGAGCCAGCUCUUCGAGCGUGUGUUGAAGGUGCACAGCCGGGGAGGCCUCAUCAGUGCCUCCAUCAAGGCAGUGACAGCCGCAGACAUGGAGGCCCGCCUGGCGUGUGGCCUGGUGAAGGGACAUGCAUAUGCCAUCACUGAUGUGCGCAAGGUGCGCCUGGGCCACGGCCUGCUGGCUUUCUUCAAGUCGGAGAAGCUGGACAUGAUCCGCCUGCGUAAUCCCUGGGGCGAGCGGGAAUGGAACGGGCCCUGGAGUGACACCUCAGAGGAGUGGCAGAAAGUGAGCAAGAGCGAGCGGGAAAAGAUGGGUGUGACCGUGCAGGAUGACGGGGAGUUCUGGAUGACCUUCGAGGACCUGUGCCAACACUUCACUGACAUCAUCAAGUGCCGCGUGAUCAAUACAUCUUACCUGAGCAUCCACAAGACGUGGGAGGAGGCCCGGCUGCGUGGCGCCUGGACGAGGCACGAGGACCCCCGGAAGAACCGCAGUGGGGGCUGCAUCAACCACAAGGACACCUUCUUUCAGAACCCACAAUACGUCUUUGACGUCAAGAAGCCGGAAGAUGAAGUGCUGAUCUGCAUCCAGCAGCGGCCCAAACAGUCCACCCGCCGGGACGGCAAGGGUGAAAAUCUGGCCAUUGGCUUUGACAUCUACAAGGUGGAGGAGAACCGUGAGUACCGCAUGCACGGGCUGCAGCACCGGGCCGCCAGCUCCAUCUACAUCAACUCGCGCAGCGUCUUCCUACGGACGGACCAGCCCGAGGGCCGCUACGUCAUCAUCCCCACCACCUUUGAGCCGGGCCACACUGGCGAGUUCCUGCUUCGGGUCUUCACCGAUGUGCCCUCCAACUGCCGGGAGCUGCGCCUGGAUGAGCCCCCCCACUCCUGCUGGAGCUCCUUGUGCGGCUACCCCCAGCAAGUGACCCAGGUGCACAUCCUAGGGGCUACUGGUCUCAAGGACUCCUCGACAGGGGCCAACUCUUACGUGAUCAUUAAGUGUGAGGGGGAAAAAGUCCGCUCGGCUGUGCAGAAAGGUACCUCGACACCCGAGUACAACCUGAAAGGCAUCUUCUACCGCAAGAAGCCAGGCCAGCCCAUCACAGUCCAGAUCUGGAACCACCGGGUCCUGAAGGACGAAUUCCUGGGCCAGGUGCACCUGAAGGCCGACCCGGAUGACCUCCAGGCCCUGCACACCCUCCACCUCCAGGACCGCAGCAGCCGCCGGCAGCCCAGCGACCUGCCAGGCACCGUCGCUGUGUGUGUCUUCAGUAGCACCUCCCUCACAGCUGUCUGAGCCCUGUCCCCCUGCCUGGCCUCUACAGUUUUACCACCAUCUGCAUGUCCCCAACCAGGCCAGGGACUAGCCUGGGAGCCAGGACACUGGGGGUCCUUUCCCAGCUUUUCCACUGACUUGCGGUAUGACCUUGGGAGGCCUCUGCCCCUCUCAGGGUCUCAGUGUCCCAAGGGCCCUGAAGCAUUCCCUGCUCACGGAGGAGUCUUCCUGCCUGAGAUUUACAGUAGCUCUUCUGACCCCAGCUGUCACCACUGCUAAGGGACUCUUAUCCGUUGAAAACGUUUUCUCAAGGCCCUGCUGUCUGCCAACGGAGUGCCAAGAUGUCACUUGUUUACACACGACCUUCCACGUCCCCAGGCCCCACUCUUGUCCCUUGUGUCCCGGGCCUGCCCCUGUGGCCCAGACCUUCCUUUCUCUGUCACCUACACCUGGUUUUCUCGACACCUUGAAAGGACUCUUGGCUCUUGCUUAGGCUGGAAUUAGGAAAAUGUGCAGGUGACAUUCAUUCAUUCUCUAAUCCUGCCCACUUGCCCAUUCAUCUAUUUAUUCCACAGAGAUUUGCAAAAUGAAUAAACGAUACCCAGGAGACCCCCGGUGGAGCUAGGGCCUUCCGUGCAACUCUGAGAGACCCGGCCUCCUCCCGGGGCCUCACCCUUGCCCGGGGCCUCUCAGAGGUUGAUGCCCAGACACGGCUGCGUUCUCACCCUGGGUUCUGGUUUCACACGCCCCCCUUUGGUGGGCCAGGAGGCUGUGAGAGUCAUGGGAACCUGGGGGAGGCACAUAUGUUCAGAUCCCCCUCCACUGCAAGACCUGGCUUUUCCUGGGAGGAAGGACCUCAGAGUGCUGGCCUCAGGCCCACUGGGCUCAGAUCACUUGUUGGGCUUGGCAGAAGGCCGGUAAAUCCAUCACCUGACCAGAGGCCCCUCUUCCAGCACUCCCCCCAAAAUGCAGCCCUCCUCUUGCUGCCUGGACCAAAACAUUCCUUUAGUCUUCAGUAUUUUAUAUUCUUUCAUGUUAAUCAUUUUUAACCAGGGCUUUUUAAAGGAAAACUGAAAACCUGAACCCCUUUUUCCAUCUUAAACCCCAGUUCCUGUGGUUCCCCUGAUUUUAUUUUCAUUCUGCCGGGGGGCGGGGGGGGUGAGGAGAAGUGCCACCUUCUCAGAGACCUGCAGGUGGGUGAAGAAGAGAGUGUUCUCUACUCGGUUGUAUCACAGCUCACCCAUGUUUUUGGCGAGUGUUGGCGCCAUGACCUGCUUCGGGGCUCUUCUGAACCCUGCUCUGGGUCCAGACUGGGCAGCAGACACGAAAAAACCCAGUUGGUUCAGGAACAAGAAUUCAUGUGGUUUUGCUGGGAAUUCCUUCCGGGCACCUGAAUGUGUGGCUCCAGAUCUGGCUGGAGGUGUCCAAUUCUUGACUUUACCUCCUCACUCCGUGGCCAGCUCUACCCUGUACCCUGACCCCUGGCUGUGCGAAGGGCCAGGACCUGACCAAGGAGGGCAAGAGGAUUCCUUCUCGAAAAGCUGGGACUUCCCUUGAGAACCUGGGGCUGGGACAGAACCACGUGACCAGGAGCAAGUCACUGAAACCUCCUGUGCCUCGAUUCACCCCUUCUGCCAAGUGGGGCUAAUGGUUCUUGUUUGCCAGCACUCUUGCUGACAAGUGCUGAAUAAGGGCAAAACCGUACCCUCUCUGUGUCUCUGUAUGCGUGCACACUAUACACAUUCAUGUAACCACUUCUCAGUGUCUUUUUCAAGUGAAGGCUCCCGAGUUGGGGUGGAGAGGCGAGAGCCAGCUUGGGGCUUCGGGGGCUGAAACAUGGGUCUUUGCUCAGCCGUGCCCCCUCGGGCCGGGGGCAAAUCAGGACCAAUCGGCAGGCCUGUGUGGGCUUCAGUCUGAGGACUGGGCACUGCCUCUUCCCUCUUCCCCCAGAAGCGGGUUUGGCAGCCCUUGCUUCCUGCCCCUCUGAGUGGGCCAGGCUGGCUCCUGGCUGUGCAAAGGCCCCUCCCUGGUCCCUGGGCAGGAAGGAGUUCUUUCAGGCUGGGACUGGAGGGUGGGUGGGGAGGGCAAUUGCUCUGCUCACCUGACACACCCUUCAGCCCGUGGGGCCCACAGAGUCCCUGUCUGCAGCUGGGCAGGGCCUCUGGUCCAUUCUUCCUGGAUGUGGGGUUCACUCCCCUCAGGGCCUACCGUGAGGUCAGGAGUGGAUUCCUGUUCUGUACUCAGAAUAAACAUUACUACAAUCCCAGAAA
Messenger RNA from Suricata suricatta (meerkat), 4403 nucleotides. RefSeq names its product calpain 5 (gene CAPN5). The transcript has 13 exons. Gene Ontology annotation, biological process: proteolysis. The record is from RefSeq and is a predicted model, not a curated record. Gene Ontology annotation, molecular function: calcium-dependent cysteine-type endopeptidase activity. Bases 229 to 2154 code for a protein of 641 amino acids. Gene Ontology annotation, cellular component: cytoplasm. NCBI's taxonomy places the organism in Eukaryota, Metazoa, Chordata, Mammalia, Carnivora, Herpestidae.